AGCACGAAGCGCGAAGCAUGCGUUGCAAGCGCUCCGACGACGCACUGACCCAAAGUCCGUUUGCGGCUGCCUUCCACUCCGUCAUUCGACCAGGCCCCAGGCCCAACUUGGUAUUUACUUUCACUCGGCGCGAACAAGCACACGCCUGCGACAACAUACAUAGUCGUCUCCUCAUACUCACAACACACUCCCUGCACUUCUCGUCAGUCGUCACACGCCCACCUUGACGCUGCCUUGACCGGCCGACUCUCCCGUCAUCAUGUCUCUGUCGGCCUCCUUCAAGACCUUCAAUAGCGACUUCUCCGCCGCGACCACUCGCAACACCCAGCAGAAACGCCCUGGUGCUGCCGCCGCUGUUCCUCUCCCUGUAUCACGCCCCGCCACUCCCUCGACUCAACCCACAGAUCUCAAGCGCAAGCGCCAGGAUCUUCCUCAGAAUGCCGCCUACUCUCAGCCCGUCGACACGGGCUCGGGCAAAGAGGUCAUGACCCAAGUUGUCUACGCCAUCGACUAUCUCAAGUCAAAGGACCGUCCCAUCAACUUCACCGAUAUAUGGAACUACCUUUCAAUCCCCGCCAACCUGCACCAACAUCGCCAAGUCCUGCGCAGGGCGCUUAUGGAGCACCCCAAAGUCGAUUAUGACCCAAAAGGCCUGGAUGGAACACACCCGUCUUUCCGCUUCCGUCCCGUUCACAAUGUCCGCUCGGCCGACGAUCUGAAGGCAUACCUGCAGCGCCAGUACACCGCUCAGGGUAUUAGUGUCAAGGAGCUCAAAGAGGGCUGGCCUGAUGCAAUCCCUGAGAUUGAACGCCUCGAAGCAAAGGGCGAGCUCUUGGUUGUACGACAGAAAAAGGACAACAUUCCAAAGAUGGUUUGGCCGAACGAUCCCUCUCUCGACCAGCGCAUUGAUCAGGACUUCAAGGACUACUGGUCCAAGAUCACUUUACCUGCAAACCCCGGCGAACUGAGAGCCGAGCUUGAGAAAGCUGGUCUAACUCCUACUAGUCAGGUUAAGGAGGUCAUCAAAGUUUCUGGCGGAAGGGACAAGAAGAAGCGCACUUCAAGAAAGGUCGGCAGAAGCACAAAUACUCACAUGGUGGGCAUUCUCAAGGAUUACUCUCAGAUGAAAAAGUAGCCGCGUCUUCUUACUUUCAUUUCUCUCUAUUGAGCUUUUGGUUUUAGCGCGGCGUUGGUCAAGGAAAGCAUAUCAAAGGAGUCUCAUGGAAAUGCCGGGCAGUUGACGGGUGCAGCGGCAGCAAAGGAUGUGCCGGCAGUCUGUGGCUUGCAGUGUUCUUAGGCACAUUUACGCAUCAAUACAAUUGCAAAACACAAUCGUC
This is a messenger RNA of Aureobasidium subglaciale EXF-2481, 1337 nucleotides long. RefSeq lists its product as uncharacterized. Gene Ontology annotation, cellular component: transcription factor TFIIE complex. Gene Ontology annotation, biological process: transcription initiation at RNA polymerase II promoter. The transcript has a single exon. The record is from RefSeq and is a predicted model, not a curated record. The coding region runs from base 260 to 1135 and encodes 291 amino acids. NCBI's taxonomy places the organism in Eukaryota, Fungi, Ascomycota, Dothideomycetes, Dothideales, Saccotheciaceae.